AUGGGACGUCGAACACGUCGCUCAAACGCCAAGCGAGCACAAGCACGGCAAAAUGGCGUCUACGGUGUGCAACAAGCAGAAAUUGUCGCUAUCCCAACCACAAGCAACGCCAUCGAACCAGAAGAAGGUGCAGACUUGUCGUUUUUCGGGGGCUGGUGGGAGACCAAUAUCGCCCAGCCCAUGAACACUAAGAGGCUGCGUCCGUUUGUUUACACCGGUGACAGUGAUCGCACCGUGCUUCAUAAGUAUGCCGAGAACAGCCAAGCUCUGAUAUCGUGUCCCAUGAAAACCAUCUCGUCCUACUUCGUCUCAACAUGCCCCAAGGAUACAGCUCAGCUCAAAGCAUAA
Molecule: messenger RNA, 348 nt
Organism: Aphanomyces astaci
Lineage: Eukaryota; Oomycota; Saprolegniomycetes; Saprolegniales; Verrucalvaceae
Exons: 1
Coding region: 1-348 (115 amino acids)
Source: RefSeq, a predicted model, not a curated record